GCUGGGGAAAAUGUUUAUAUUUUUUUGUUAAUUUCGGUUUUUUUGUUAAUUUAAUCAAAGAUCCAGGGAUAAUCAAAAUCUGCUGAUCAUCUAUAUCACCAUAGCAAUUUGCACUUUCAUUUUUAGUCUUGAAAUUGAACAUUGCGUGGGAACAUCUUUUUGUUUGGCCAAUAUUAAGAAGCAUAAGCCAUAACAAACUAAGCUUGCGUGAAAUUAUAUUCAUAUACGAUCGUACGUAAUAUUGCAUGUUGUUGCUUAUUUUAAUACUCAGUCUUAUUGAACCAGUUGUACAUCCAUACCAUUGGUAAUUUGGUAUUGUUGUCAUACAAUCAUACAUCCAUACCAUUCGUAUUGUUGUGAUAAAAAUUACUGGGCGCAUGUUUAUUUACAUCAUAUUUGUUAUAUAUGCGAUAUUGUUUGGUUAUUUGGACGUAUAUUUACAAUGUCAUUGACUCGUGAAGUAGCAAUUAUCUUUGGUCUCAUCCUAAUAUGUUCGUCGUUUUCUCAAUAUGCGGGGGUUUCAUUUCAGCUCACUCGUUCUAUCAAUGAUAAAUUCCGAAAUCCAAUGGCUACACGGUUUGGCUGGGAGGCAAAGAAAAAAACAUUUUGCGAAGAUACUAAUUCGCGAUGCGAUGAAAAUUGCUCUUGGUGUAUUUGCGAUAAUCAUACAUCAACUUUCGACAGACGAGUUAUGAAAUGUCGAAACGACGAUGAGAUUCGUUCAGGAUGCAGAAUGAAGUUUAGUAAAUCCAAUGAUGACGAACAAAUCAAACUCCUUGAUUUAAAGAAAAAUCAUAAUCGUGAGGUUUACAUAUACUGGAAAUAUACGAAUAGAACGUCAGGUGACAAACUGAAAACAUUCACUAUCCUCGAUAUUACUUGGUAUGAUGGAAAAGUGGUGAAAACACUUUUUUUUAAACCCGGACUCAAAAUACAGGCCGAUAAUAGAGGAAACUAUCGGACCAAAAUACAGUGGGAUAAAGUUUUAAAUAGUGUCUACCAUGGUGUAUUGUUCAGAGUAAACAUUGAUUAUGAAAUUAAACAUAAAAAGAAAAUAAUCAACAUCAAGGACUGCUUUGUCUUCAAAUCUUCAGGAACAAUAAAUGUGAACUUCUCAAGUUUACCUUCCACAACUUUAAAACCAACUUCAUUUGUUCCAUCCUUACUAAACUUAAAGGUGUCAUUAGGAGCACGAAAGUAUUCAACGACAUCAAAGAACCCGGCAUCUCCUGGGGUUAGGGAAGACGAAGAUGAAAAUGAUAAUACUGUUGUUGUGACGUUGGUUGUUGUUGCUUGUAUAGUUUUAAUAAUUGCAGUUAUUCUAGUUAUUUGGUGGAAAAGAAGACAGUCUAAAGGAACAUCAAAAGAGAAUGACGAAGGUGUGCGAAAAGACACUAUCAUUACAAAUACAGGUUCCAAUAAUCCCAUGAUUAUGUCACCAAUGGAAAGUAUUUACGCCGAAGCAGACAAUUCAGUGAAUAAUCCUCAAGAAAAGGAGAAAAAAAGUUAUGUCUAUGAUUACGCCACUGGGAAUCUAGAAAAUAAUUAUGCAAGUUUGGACUUGAGCAAAGUUGAAUCAGACCCAGUUUAUCAUUCACUGUGCAAUUCAUACAACCAGCCCGAAGUGACAGGUGAAUGUGUCAGUGGGAAAACACCAACAGCUGAGCGAUUUUAUCAUGUCGUGGAAAGUCCUGGUAGUACUGGUACUACCCAGUACCCUGGUGGGAUUCAUAAUGUCUUGGAUGAACCUGAGAAGAAUGAUAACUGUAAAAUACGAGAGGUUUCAGGGAGGACUGGGCACAAAGAUGAGGAGAGAGUAUAUAGUGUACUGGAAGAGUGUGCCGCUGUGAACAGUGGUACUGAUGACAAUCCUGAGAGGGUGUACAGCGUGCUAGAGGAUGAGAAUCCAGAGUCAGAUUACUUGACAAUAUUGGGAGAAUGUUCGGAAUAUGAACAGCCAAUUAAUCCACCUGUGUCUGACUUCUGAAAUAUCAUAUUUGAAUAUUGAAUUCAGCUGGGCCUACAAGACAACUCUUCUUGUGUAGUGACAAUGACAAAUAUAGCGGUAAAAUUGCAAGAUACAAAAAUAAAUUUGAGAGGAAUUUAUUAGAUAAGUUAUUAGCAAUCAGUGUGGCGUAAGUUGGGUAUUAUUAUGUUAAAAUUUAAAAUACCACUGUGUCUGGCUUGGGCUACA
This is a messenger RNA of Dendronephthya gigantea, 2194 nucleotides long. RefSeq lists its product as uncharacterized. The transcript is spliced from 10 exons. Lineage: Eukaryota; Metazoa; Cnidaria; Anthozoa; Malacalcyonacea; Nephtheidae. Bases 443 to 1987 code for a protein of 514 amino acids. The record is from RefSeq and is a predicted model, not a curated record.